Molecule: messenger RNA, 1052 nt
Organism: Molossus molossus (Pallas's mastiff bat)
Lineage: Eukaryota; Metazoa; Chordata; Mammalia; Chiroptera; Molossidae
Product: N-formyl peptide receptor 2-like
Exons: 2
Coding region: 48-1052 (334 amino acids)
Biological process (GO): complement receptor mediated signaling pathway; phospholipase C-activating G protein-coupled receptor signaling pathway; inflammatory response
Cellular component (GO): plasma membrane
Molecular function (GO): N-formyl peptide receptor activity; complement receptor activity
Source: RefSeq, a predicted model, not a curated record
UAGGAACUGGACACAGGAACAGGAUCUCAGCUAACAGUGUGGGCAAGAUGGAACCUGGCUACACUGCUCCACAGAUCUUCACACUGAUGAUGCAAGGCAUCACCUCUGUCCUUGGCAUCGGGGGCAACGGGAUGGUGAUCUGGGUGGCUGGAUUCCGGAUGGCACGCACAGUCACCACCUUGUGUUACCUGAACCUGGCCUUAGCUGACUUCUUCUUCACUGCCGCCAUGCCAUUCAUCAUGGUUGAAAAUGUCAUGAGAGGACAAUGGCCUUAUGGCUCGUUGCUAUGCAAAUUACUUAGUUUCACGAUUGACACAAACCUGUUUGGAAGUGUCUUCCUCAUUGCUUUCAUUGCUCUGGACCGCUGUGUUUGUGUCCUGCACCCAGUCUGGGCCCAGAACUACCGCACUGUAAGGUUGGCUAAAAAAGUGAUCAUCGUACCCUGGAUUCUUUCACUGCUCCUUAACUUGCCAAUUCUCAUCUUCGUUACUACAUCAAGAGAUGAAAAAGAUAAUAUAUACUGUGGUUUCAACCCUCACUUCUGGGGUAACAUCAGUGAAGAACAGAUCUUGCAGAAGAUCUUCACCUCAUUUGCAAUCAUAGGGAUCAACGAGUUUGUCACUGGGUUCACUGUGCCAAUGUCCAUCAUUGCCGUCUGCUAUGGGCUCAUUGCUGCCAAAAUCUGCAACAAAGGCAUGGCUAAUUCCAGUCGUCCCAUACGGGUCCUCAUUGCUGUCAUGGCCUCCUUCUUCAUUUGCUGGUUCCCCUUUCAACUGUUUCUUCUUCUGUUCACACUCUACGCCAGAGAGAUUGAUAAAGGAAAGUAUCAACUCAUUCCUCUCCUGGUACACCUAACCAGCACCCUGGCCUUCUUCAACAGCUGCCUCAACCCAAUGCUCUAUGUCUUCCUGGGUCGAGACUUCCGAAAGAGACUGAUCCACUCCCUGCCUGCCAGUCUGGAGAGGGCCCUGACCGAGGAUUUAACCCCAGCCCGUGACACAACCACCAAAUCUGCUUCCUCUCCAACAGGGGCUGAGUUACAGGAGAUGUGA